CUCCCCUAUCUAACACCAACGGCCAUUCUCACUACCUUGAGGUCCUUGACCCCCGAAGUUUUCCUUUUUCAUUUUCCUUCUUUUUCCUUCACUUUCCCUCCUCACUUUCCCUCCUCCCUAUAAACAAACAGAACCCAAAAGAAAACAGAGAUCAGUUAAGAAAGAAAAUGUCAAACAAAUCCCCUAUUUUCCCCAUGCCAGAGCCUCAACAUUUCAGUGACUAUGGAUUUGACCCACAAAUUGAUUAUUUCCAGGUGUUGGAAGAAGCAAGGAAGCACAAACGAGAGACAUCAAGAGCAUCCAUGGAUCCCCUGCACUUCAAGCUCCAAAGAACCAUUUCAAAAGACGAGUCCAAGAAGACCCACAAGGCGAAGAAGAAGCGGUGGUGGAGGAAUGCACUCUAUUUCUUGAAGCGGAGAUGGGUUCCUCACGGCGGCGCUACCCGCCGUGGAAAUCUCGAUCUUGACGUUGACGAGGAUGUGCAUCAUGCCAGGACCAAAGUUCCCCGGGCUUCCCUGUCCGGACCCAUUUACAUAACAGAGAGCAGAAGUGGGUCGAGCACUCCUCACCGGACCACCAGCCGCCCUACCUCCGGUCCCCUCGCCGGAACUUUGUCACCGGACUUUGCCAGGACCAUUCCUUAUUUGAGUCUCAAGGAACUUAACAUGGAGGAACAGCAUCACAGGGUUUCCACCUCUGCGUUGCCGAUUUAUUUAGUUACUUAGCAAGUUUUCUUUGCUUUCUUUGGGGCCUUAUUGUAAUAUUUUAGGAUUGACACUUUAUUUACUAGUACUAGUAUGAUUUAUGCAAAAAAAAUUGGUCUUUUUAGAGGCGAGGAAAAGGCUGAAAUCCUCUUUUUUUGUUUGUUCGUUUUCUUCCUUUCUGUUUGUCUCCUUUAUUAAUGAGUUCUGCAAAAAAGUGCAAAUUAACUUGUGCUUUGACU
Messenger RNA from Rubroshorea leprosula, 943 nucleotides. The record is from the annotation of a GenBank genome assembly. Lineage: Eukaryota; Viridiplantae; Streptophyta; Magnoliopsida; Malvales; Dipterocarpaceae.